GCGCGGGAGAGAGUUUGAGCGAGCGAGCGAGAGAGAUGGUAAUACAUGGUAUAGGUUCGAUAGCCUCAGCUGACACGCCUGCACACUAUAUACUACUCCACCGCGAGAGAGCCGUCACAUCGUGCAGCAGCAGCAGUCCGAGCGAGAUGACGAAGAGGAGCUAGAGUGAUGGACGCCCUCAAGACGAACCAGGAGGUCGUGCACGAAGGCUGGCUCAUCAAGUCGCCGCCCACCAAGCUCUGGAAAGCGAGAUGGAGACAAAGAUGGUUCACGCUGAGGCACAGCGGAGAACUGCCGGGACAAUACUUUCUGGAGUACUACACGGACAGGCGGUGUAGGAAGCUCAAAGGCAGGAUCGAUCUGGAUCAGUGUGAACAGGUCGAUGCUGGACUGAGCUUUGAGAACAGAAAGGAAAAGUACCAAUACAUGUUCAAUGUGAAGACUCCAAAGAGAAUCUACUACCUUGUGGCAGAAAGUGAGGCUGAUAUGAAUAAAUGGGUGGAUGCCAUUUGCCAAGUCUGUGGGUUAAAGGCAUACACACAAGAUGAAGACCAACAGUGCCAGAGUAAUUUUUUUACAUUUGAGACACAAGAGUCUCCUCCAAUUUCUCCGACCAGUUCCAUGUCUGGUCCAUACAUUCCUAUAAGUGAAUGUAUUUCUGGACCACGUCUCAAUGAUACAAGUUCUCUUAGUUCAUCAACAGCACAAGCCAUUGACAAUUAUGAUUCUACUAGAAGAUUGGUGCCAUCUCCUCCGAGAUCUCCCACAACUGAUGCAGAAAGUGUUGUCACAGACGAUGAAUGGGUUCCUCCUUUACCAAAUGUACAUUGGGACACUUUUCCAUCACCUGGUGACUUGAAGCCAGGUUUUAAACCAAGCAAUGCAGGAAUUGGUUCCUGGAGUGUAAAAAAAAGAUUUGGGAAGCUCAGAAUUGUUGAUUCAGCCAAGCCACCUACUGCAGAUGAAAUACCAAUUCCACCAAGACCUCCAAAGCCACCCCGCAUGAUUGUUGAAAGUCCAAGUCACAAUUAUUUAAAUCUAGAUGGAGCAACCGAAAGCUCCAAGCCAACCACACCCUCGACUCCAGCCCUACAGAUUAUUAAUAAUGACUUAAACAAUUCAGGUCAUCAAAAAUCUCGCCUAACACCAGUGAAAGUGGAAAAAAAUGCAGUGGAAAAAUUGCCAAAGCAGUUAAACACUGCUUCAGUUUCUACUAAUCCCGACGAUCACGUGUUCCGUUACGAUUUUGACAACCACGAUCAUUCAGUUCUAGAGAACACAUCGUCGGCCACCUAUACGAAUCUUCCGAGUCCUUUGCAUAAGGAAAAUGCCAAUCCAGUGCCUGUAAUAGUCGUGCCACCACCGCCACCGCCAUUAGUUUAUAGAGAGUUAAAACCGGGAAGAAAAACUAGUGAUUCUAACGUAAGCAAUGAAUUGUCCCCUACCAUUGUUAAUAAGGAGAGCAAUUCUAAUGAACAGGUGCAUACUGAACCACCUAGUAUAAAUCGAAAAUUAAAACCGCCGUUAGCCAAGCCAUCUGUUGAAGCAGAUCUAUUACAAGUUGCCUCGCCUCCUAGCAAGGGGAAAGUCAAACCAAUUCCUAGUCCUAUUCUAACGACGAAAAUGCAAAAAGGGCGAAAUCCCUCGAUAUCCGAUGAUGAAAAUAAUACAUUUGAAGAGAAAGAAGAGAUAUAUUACUAUCAAGAUAAUGACACCUUUAUACCAGCAUCAAAUCGUCGUUUAUUGGUCUUACAAUACUUGGAUCUAGACUUGGAGGCAUCCGAAAGUUUGAACAAUUCUGCCAUACAGUCCCCGCCAUCCCCAUUAGCCACGACCGUCUACAAAACCGUUGAUUUCCUAAAAACCGAGGCUUUUAAUCGUACAAGACAGAGGGUUGAAGAAGAGAGAAAGCAGUGCACUGAUGAAUUGACUUGAUUCACGCUGUCAUCCUUAAAACCACAAGUGCUUCCACAGUUAUCUUCUGCAACGGAAUCAAAGCAGGAGAACUUUAAUGUUAAAUUUUUUCUUUAUUACUUUUAAGAAGACUAUUGAUUUAUCGUUAUGAGAAGUGAUAAGAGAAAUCAAAUUUUGUCUUCUGUAGUUACCUUACAGAAUUUAUAAGCAAAGUGAUAGAUAUAUGAAUUGUUAAAAUUAGUAAAAAGUCUGAAAAAUGAUCAUUAUCAACGUUACAUUAGUUGUAUCACCGAAAAAUAACGGACCAAAAAAUUGUAUUCAAUUAAUAAAAUUAAUUUGACUAGGAUUUAAAAAUAAUUAAUAAAAAGGGACACAAAAAAGCUCUACUUGUUGAGAAUCAUCAGUGGACCUUGGUAGGCUAUCACAUCUCUAAACUUGUUUUUGCAAGCCGUGCAUCUAUUUUAAGAUGGGUAUGAAUCUUGUAAAAACGUUUUUUGUACAUGACUAUCGUAUAGUAUUACUGUAUCAGCAAUUUGUGAUCUUCUCUAAUGAAAUGUUCUCUUACGCCAGAAGGUAUUUGCCAUUUGAGAUUGGAGUAUUUUUUCACUGUCACAAAUUUUAUAUAUUUUUCUAUUAAUAAUAUACGUACGUUUUACACUGUAAUAAUACCCCGUAUGUAUUCGUUUCUUGUUACAUAUAAACAAACAAAAAUAUUCAAACAGUUGUUGAAUAAAAUUGAAUAUCAAUGCAAUGUAUAAUAAUUAAAAACAAAAGUUACAUUUUAAUUUUGUAAAAUUAAUAAAUAAAGCACAUUUUAUAGUUAUCUACG
This is a messenger RNA of Nasonia vitripennis (jewel wasp), 2743 nucleotides long. Its product is annotated as GRB2-associated-binding protein 2. Lineage: Eukaryota; Metazoa; Arthropoda; Insecta; Hymenoptera; Pteromalidae. Bases 169 to 1935 code for a protein of 588 amino acids. The record is from RefSeq and is a predicted model, not a curated record. The transcript is spliced from 8 exons.